GCUAGUGACAAGCACCAUAUAUAUCUCUAUCUCUAUCCAUUGUGCUGGGACGACCAUAUAUAUCUCUCUCUAUCUGUUGUGCUAGGACGCAACCAUGAGAAAGGCAACUAUGAGGCUGGUGGCCUUGCAAAUGUGGGCCGUCAUGCUGCUCCGCAUUGGAGACGGAGGUCCCAUCCGAGACCUGGAUGCGCCGGAGGAUGUGGCCUUCUUUGACGAGCAGGACCCCAUUCUGCAGAACCUAUUGAAGGCCCUCAACAUCUCUGAGGUCCCUGUCCAAGAACCGGCCAAAGUGGAGCCUCCCGAAUACAUGCUGGAGCUCUUCCACCGCUUCACUCUUGACAAGAGUUCUAUGCCCUCCGCCAACAUUGUCCGCAGCUUCAAGAACGAAGAGCACCUCUGGCGACCUGUUUCCUCGCCCGGCACCCGGCGGUAUCCGCUGCUCUUCAACGUCUCCAUCCCUGACUUUGAGAAGAUCACUCUGGCCGAGCUGCGCCUCUUCACACUGGUGGAGCAGGACUGGGCGCUGUACGACAGCCUUGGUGGGAAGGUCACUAUCUUGGAAGUCUUGGAUCCUUUCCAUCAAGGCGGAGGCGUAGAAGGUGGAGAUGAUCGUAAGAGGAGAGUCCUGGCUUCCAGGCACACCUUUGGCACCGACAACGAGUGGAAGACCUUUGAGGUGACAGAGGCCGUCCGCAGGGCCCAUCGCCUCCAUGCCAACCUUUUACGCUUGGAGGUUCAGAUCGAGAACCGAGGAAGAGGAGGAGGAGAAUCCGACAAGAGAGCGGAAAUCAACCUCGACUUGGAGGCCAAGCACGAGCCAUUGCUGAUCGUCUUCUCUGAUGACCGAAGCCAAGCCACGAAGGAGGCCCAGCACCAACUCAAUGAGAUGAUGGACCAUGAAGGGAUGCAGGAGCUGACGAUGACAGAGGAGGAGGACCUGCUUCAGGUGCGUUCCAACCUGAUCUACGACUCAACGUCUCGCAGGCGGAGGAACGCCAAGGGUGGCGGUGGCUGCAAGAAGGUCUCCCUCCACGUGGACUUCAAGGAGAUCGGUUGGGACUCCUGGAUCAUCGCCCCGCUACACUAUGACGCCUUCCAGUGCCGCGGGGCCUGUGCCUUCCCACUGGAUGGCCCACCCUCCACCACGCAUGCCAUGGCCCGGGCCCUCCUCCGCCUCGGGGACCCUGACCGGGCCGCACCCGUCUGCUGCGUGCCCACCCGCCUGGCCCCCAUCUCUCUUCUCUACCUGGAAAAAGGGGUGGUCACCUUCAAGACCAAGUACGAGGACAUGGUGGUGGCCGAGUGCGGCUGCAGAUAGGGGCACCUCCCCCCUUGUCAAUGUGGACUUUGCCCCCCUUGUACAGGUUCCACGGGUCUUAUUUAAGGAGAUGUGUACAGGUCACCUCGCGGGAGAGACAAACACGGUCGUACAAUGGUACACCAGUCAACCCGUGCUCGAAAUAAAUACGAAUGGAGGCAGUUGUGAUCCAUGCAGAAAGUUGAGUGACUAAGUGAAAGUGAAGGACAGGUCCACACUGCCAUAUCAUGCGUUAUAGCAGACAUGGGCCAACUUCGGCCUUCCUUCUGGGUGUUUUGGACUUCAACUCCCACAA
Molecule: messenger RNA, 1613 nt
Organism: Anolis sagrei ordinatus
Lineage: Eukaryota; Metazoa; Chordata; Lepidosauria; Squamata; Anolidae
Gene: BMP10
Product: bone morphogenetic protein 10
Biological process (GO): BMP signaling pathway
Cellular component (GO): extracellular region
Molecular function (GO): cytokine activity; growth factor activity
Source: RefSeq, a predicted model, not a curated record